Molecule: messenger RNA, 3373 nt
Organism: Dama dama (fallow deer)
Lineage: Eukaryota; Metazoa; Chordata; Mammalia; Artiodactyla; Cervidae
Gene: PLEKHD1
Product: pleckstrin homology and coiled-coil domain containing D1
Exons: 13
Coding region: 65-1585 (506 amino acids)
Source: RefSeq, a predicted model, not a curated record
CCCGCGUCCCUGCCGGCCCCGGGGAGCGGGUGGGCCCGGCCGCGAGCAGCCCCGCCGAGGCAGGAUGUUCACGUCCAAGUCCAACUCGGUGUCGCCCUCGCCGUCUCUGGAGCAGGCCGACUCGGACGCGCUGGACAUCAGCACCAAGGUGCAGCUCUACGGGGUGCUGUGGAAGCGCUCCUUCGGGAGGACGUCGGCCAAGUGGUCCCGGAGGUUUUUCAUCAUCAAAGAGAGCUUCCUUCUUUACUACUCUGAGAGCGAAAAAAAGAGCUUUGAAACCAAUAAAUACUUCAAUAUCCAUCCCAAGGGUGUCAUCCCUCUGGGUGGCUGCCUGGUGGAGGCCAAGGAAGAGCCCAGCAUGCCCUACGCCAUGAAAAUCUCCCACCAGGAUUUCCACGGGACCAUCUUGCUGGCCGCCGAGUCGGAGUUUGAGCAGACCCAGUGGCUGGAGAUGCUGCAGGAGUCUGGGAAGGUGACUUGGAAGAAUGCCCAGCUGGGAGAAGCCAUGAUCAAAAGCCUGGAGGCCCAGGGGCUGCAGUUGGCCAAGGAGAAGCAGGAGUAUUUAGACAAACUGAUGGAAGAGACUGAAGAACUCUGCCUUCAGAGGGAGCAGAGAGAGGCUCUUGAGCGCCUGAACCAGGUGCUGGAGGCCGAGAAGCAGCAGUUUGAGGAGGUGGUACAGGAGCUGAGGAUGGAGCAGGAACAGAUCAAGAGGGAGCUUGAGCUGACUGCAAGAUGCCUCAAGGGCGUGGAGCAAGAGAAAAAGGAGCUAAGACACUUCACAGAGUCCCUACAGCAGACGCUGGAGGAGCUCUCCAUAGAGAAGAAGAAAACCCUGGAGAUGCUGGAGGAGAAUGAGAACCAGCUGCAGACGCUGGCCAAUCAGAGCGAGCAGCCGCCUCCCAGCGGGGGUCUCCAUAGCAACCUGAGGCAGAUAGAGGAGAAGAUGCAGCAGCUCUUGGAGGAGAAGCUCUUGGCGGAGAAGCGGAUGAAGGAGAACGAGGAGCGCUCCAGGGCCCUGGAGGAGGAGCGGGAGUUCUACUCCAGCCAGUCCCAGGCGCUGCAAAACUCGCUGCAGGAGCUGACGGUGGAGAAGCAGCAGGCUGAGCGCGAGCUCAAGGCUGAGGUGAAGGUCCGCAUGGACCUGGAGAGGCGUCUGCGGGAGGCAGAAGGGGCCUUGCGAAGCCUGGAACAAGGGCUCAACUCCAAGGUGCGGAACAAGGAGAAGGAGGAGAGGAUGCGGGCUGACGUGAGCCACCUGAAGAGGUUCUUUGAAGAGUGCAUCCGGAACGCGGAGCUGGAGGCCAAGAUGCCGGUCAUCAUGAAGAACUCGGUGUACAUCCACAAGGCGGCCACUCGCCGCAUCAAGAGCUGCCGCUUCCACCGGCGCCGCUCCAGCACCUCCUGGAACGAUGUGAAGCCGUCCCAGUCCUUCAUGACCUCCCAGCUGGAAGCCAACAACAUGGAGGAGCUGAAGGAGGUGGCCAAGCGGCUCAGCAGGGACCAGCGCUUCCGAGAAUCCAUCUACCACAUCAUGGCCACCCAGCCUGGAGCCCCCUCUGCGCUUCCCCGGGGGGGAAAGUGAUGGGCCCCCCUCCCCUGGCCCCCCAAGGCCUUCCUCACUGGGGGCAGAGGGGUGGCAGGGGGAGGCCUAAGUCCACCCAGUUCCUCUCUGCCAGAGCUCCACCUGGGCGGGGGGCAGCCUCACCCUCAGAGGACAGGGAUGCCACCCUGUCACCCUCACCCCAGACCCUACCCUGUGUCCAGGCCAGGCCCGUGCAGGCUCAAGUUGGGUGCCGCCUGGUAAAGUGAAGGAGGGGCCUGAUAGUGUGGAGAGACUUUUCUGACUAGGGGAGUGGGGUGGGCAGGGCCCACGGCCCUCUGUCAAGCGCCCUGUACCUCUCUGUGACUCUGCCACCCUCCUUGACCCUGGCUUCCCCAGGGUUUCCCAGCCCUCCUUUGGCUUUUGAAACCCUCUGUCAAGGCCCCUUACGUCAACCACACUGUGGGGGAGAGAAGAAAGGGACCUGGCACACUUCUGGGCUGGUGGCCGGCCACAGUCUCCACACGCACCUGAGGUUGGGCCCUGGCUGUGGGACCACUCACCCACUCCCCUCCUCAGAUGAACUCACCCACCUGCAGCCUCAGCACCUUCGAGGAAGACUUGACUCCCCCCUCCCCAUCCCCACAUCCCUCCAGUAUGUUUCCUGAGGGCCCUGGGCAGGAACUGUGGCCAACAGCCAUGUUGAAAUCUACCCCAGAGGACAGGUAGCAAGUCAGGGAGUGGAGGAAGGCGGCUGGGCUCCUGCAACAUCCACUCCCGGUCAGCGGGGUCCCGGAGGUCUCCCUCUCAGCUGACCCUGCUCGGAUCACCUUGCCUCCUUCCCCCUGCAGAGGCUUUACCCCAUGCAACUGCUGCGGUGAGCCCUGGAAGAUGGGGGCUUGGGCCUGUAAGAAGGCUUGCAGCCAUUGGUUGGCCCUGUGUCGUGGCAGACACUGCCCUCCAGGGGGCGCUGAGGACUGCGUGUCCCUCAUUCAUGGACAGACGUCUGCCCGGCAUCCUCUCCAUCCGGGCCUUCUGUCCCAAACUGCCUGAGUCUGUUAGCCUCUCCCCAAAAGGAGUCCCAGUGGGUCAGGGUGCUCAGGGAUGCUGGUGGUACUGUAGGUGCUCAUCCUGUGCUGCUCGGAAAGCGGAGCCCAGUCGGAGAGGUGGACAAAUGGCUGCAGGGCAUAGGCCUGUGGCCUGCUCUGUGGGGAAAGGAACGUUACUGACUCAAAACACGGGCGUGUCUACUGCUAGGCCAGCCAAGGCCAGGAGGGCUGCCCUGCUCUGCGGUCAGGGCUGCCGGAGAAACAAACCUCAACCGUCCCUUCUCCGUGGUAGGCGGGCUUCAACCAGUCUCUUCCAAGCCUAGGUGGGAGCAGGGGUGCAAGAGUUUCAGAGUCAAUGCAUCUGAAAGGCCCGAGUCUCCAUGUGAAAGCUUUCAACACGUAGGAACCUGCAUAAACCUGGAACCCAUUGAUCUAUCAUGUAUGCGAGAUGGACUUUGAAAUGAGGACGAUUUAUGAACCGAGAUUACUAUUUUAUUCUUUGUUUUUAAAGAAUCAAGUUAAUAAUGGUUUGCUCUUGGAGAGAGGUUUUUCAAAUGCACUUCCCCGCCUGGGCAAACUAUUAACCAGAGAGGAAAGUGCUUUUUCAUGCAUAUUCACCAACCUCGAAUUUCUUUCCUCCUGACUCACGCUGUACUUUCCAUGCCUCAGGCAAGUUUGGGUUAUCUUCAAACAACUGAUCAAUCCACAAGUAUUUAUUGUUAAAAACUCAUUCUGUACCUAGCACUGUAAAUAGAGAGUAACAUCUCUAUGUGAAAAUAUG